AUGAGUUAGUUUGAAGACAAAUAAUUAUAAAUUGUAUAGAAUAUAGCAAAAAUAUUAUGUGAGGAAAAGAAAAAUUAUGUUAUAACAAAUUUGAAUGCAGGAAGUGGUUCAUUUGGAAAAUGCAUAUUUGUGGAAGAUCGACAAGAUGCAAAUAAAAUUAAAAAAUAUGCCAUUAAAGCUCAAAUAGUAAUUGAUCCACAUCUUUAAAUAAUAGAUAAUGAAAAACUUCAAAGUUGUCAAGAUGAGGCUAAAAUUCUUAGAGAAAUAAAGCACAAAAAUGUAGUAAAGGUGUACGAGGAUUAUUAAAUAAAAAAUUAUCAUUUUAUUGAGAUGGAACAGUGUGAUAGUUCUCUUCAAAAGUGGGUUGAAUCUUAGCAAGGCACUUUUAUACCUUAGAAGCAGUUCAUACAUUUUGCAAACUAACUUUUAGAUGGAGUAGAAUAUAUCCAUAAUCUAAACUACGUACUUAGAGAUCUUUCUUUAGGCAACAUUCUAAUAUGUUAAGAUGGUACACUGAAGCUUUGUGAUUUUGGUUUAGCUAAAAAAUUUAAGCCAGAAAUAGAAGAACAAAUGCUACUUACAAAAUGUCUCAAGGGAGCAGCAUUUUAUUAUCCUCCAGAGAUAUUAAAUAGUAAAAAUGAAUUACUUUAUUCAUAAAAAGGGGACAUUUGGGCGAUUGGAGUGCGCCUUUAGAUGAUUGGAGGUAUAGACUUUUCUUAAUCUUAUCUGAUAACUAGGAAAGUUAAUACAGCUCCUAAAGUUGAUGAUGAAUGUAAUAAAUUAAUCUAAUUUAUUCUUAAUGAAGAUAAGGAUAAAAGACCAAGUAUUCCAAUCAUCAGAUAAUUUAUUUAUCAGAAUCUAAUUCUCAGUAAUCAGCAAAUAGAAAACAUAAAAUAAGGUGAAAUAGAUUAUAUAGAAAGAUACAAACAAAUUGAAUUUGAUUAUGAAAAUGUUUUAUAAAUAGAAAAUGAUUGUAUUAAAAGCUUACUAGAAUAUCCUCAAAACGCUGUGAAUCUAAUUAAAUUAGGAGAGAUUUACCUGAACUAUUACAAAGACUUGUAAAAAUCUGAAUUAUUUUUUAAAUCCUUAGGAAAUAAAUAAAUCGCUAAUUUAAUGCUAAAAUAUAAUUAACUUAGGAAAUUUUAAUAACAACUAUUUAGCUUACUAUUUAAUAGCAAGUCUUUACAGAUCCUCAUAGAAAUACGAACAAGCAAUGCAGUUUUAUUAAAAAUGUAUUAAAUAUACUAAAAACGAUGUCAAAAUAUUUGCUUAUCUAAGUUUAUUGUAUAAUGA
Tetrahymena thermophila SB210 is the source of this 1293-nucleotide messenger RNA. Its product is annotated as kinase domain protein. The record is from RefSeq and is a predicted model, not a curated record. NCBI's taxonomy places the organism in Eukaryota, Ciliophora, Oligohymenophorea, Hymenostomatida, Tetrahymenidae. Gene Ontology annotation, molecular function: protein kinase activity; ATP binding. Gene Ontology annotation, biological process: regulation of cytokinesis; mitotic cell cycle; protein phosphorylation. Gene Ontology annotation, cellular component: centrosome; spindle pole; cytoplasm. The transcript has 2 exons.